Toxoplasma gondii ME49 is the source of this 2046-nucleotide messenger RNA. RefSeq lists its product as hypothetical. Lineage: Eukaryota; Apicomplexa; Conoidasida; Eucoccidiorida; Sarcocystidae. The record is from RefSeq and is a predicted model, not a curated record. The coding region runs from base 1 to 2046 and encodes 681 amino acids. The transcript has 4 exons.
AUGCAGGCAAGUGGGGCCAGUGAGGACAGGUCAGCUGUCGCUGCACCUUCAGUUCAAAAGAGUGGAUACAGUCGUGAUAGCAGGAUGAGGUACCAACACAUGCGGUGCUCAGGUGGUGAACAGAAGAAUCGGCUGCGCGAUGGAUCACGAAACAGGCGUAGCGAAUCUCCAGCGAGAGAGCGCCUCAGCCGACAUCGUACUAGACAGAGCUCUCGAGACUUGAGGCCAAGCCCAGGGCGCGCAGAAAGGUACAGAUCUCGAAAUGAUGGGCAAAGGGCGACACACGGAGCGCGAUACUGCAGGCACAGCCCAACCAAUUCCAGACAUUACCGCAACAGCUUACGUAGAGUGUCACGAUCCAGGUCCUGUCGUCGGGCCUCUCCGUAUCACAGGGAGAACGACACACGACGAAGAAACGACAGUCGUACGCGCUCUUCAGCUUACAAAUCGCGGUCAUCUGUUGGUCAGAGAGGUGAUAGUCCUUCUCCAAAAAGACAGGAAAAGUCGGAGACAAACGGGCGCCCAGAUAGUCACAUGAGAAGCAGGGCAGCUCCGGCUAUUGCAACGAUUGGUAGUCGUGAAUCAUUUCGACGUGCCACAGGACAGACCGUUCCGAGACGGUGCAGUGACUCACCAUGCUCAUCUCGCAGUCGUCAGUCCAGAUCAAGGGCAAGGAAAAAUGGGAGCCGAGAGGCGCGCCGAAGCCAACCGCGCCGUUCAGGUCCGUGGACAAGGACUUCUUCACUCGAUCGUCCGCUCAACAGGGAAUCUUUAGGAGUGAAGCGUGAUCAAAAUAAAGUGAAUCAGGGUGCGAUGGUAGAGGCCAAAUGCUCUGAGUCGGAACGGGCAUGUGUAGGCGCGCAUCUUCCGUCACGCAGUCGGUCUCUUAGGUCGGUGUCAGCCAGUGGCUCAUCCGAGGUCAGUGGUUCUCGACAGCGGGUAGUACCUGACGACAACCGGAAUUCAACUGAUGGCGCGGCUCAUUUUGUGAACCAGACGAACACUGGAGAUAAGGCGGAGCAGGCUGUGGACCAUGAUGGCGUGCAUCAUGGCGAGUCACAAGAAAAAGGUGAAGACGUUGGAGAGCCACAGCGGACAGCAGCCGAAUCCGAUUCAGCGGCGUCGGCGCAUGAACUGGUUGGUCUAGGCAGACGUAAGAGGGUACGAUCAUUAGAUAGAGAGGAGAGCAUCAACAGGCAGUCACUGCCGCCGAGGGUCGAUGACGGAAGUCAGGCUCUCAACCGGGAACACCCCUCCACCACGGAAAAAAGAGGCAUCGCAGAUCACGCAGCUCCGUGUGACGUUGAGCAGGGCAAGCGGCGUGUACUGCAAAGCCUAAAUGCAAAAGAUAAUGGGCAGCAACACGGGAUGGAGAGCUCUGUUGCACGUAAUUAUGGCAGGGACACAUCUGAGGCACUAAGCAGGUGCACUGAUGGGCGACUUGUCUUAGCCGCCGAGGUUGCCGGCCCGGAUACCAGAGCAAGCGAACUCUCGAGAGAUAUGAAAGUCCAGCGCCGCCGCGCCUUCCGGAAGGAGCCAUUCCAACGCGAGAGACACCUCCACCACGAAAAACGCGUCACAGUGGAGCGGGCCAAUAUCGGGCCAACAGCUGAUCCCGCUUCCACAGGUUUUGGGCGUCACCUAUCAGAUCGUCAGCCCUCUCGAAUUUUGAGGCAGCCUUUACCUGUUGGGACCCAAUAUGGAAGACACCUCAGGAACAAUCCUCCGUUGUUAGGGCAGCGGCAACAGGACUAUCAGCGGAGCAGUCGUCGUUUCCCACUCAAUAGUGGUUCUUUGGGCCCGCCAUUAUCGCGGUCUCAGUGGUCGUACCCUCCAUCUCAAUGGAGUGCCCCUACUGUAGUACAGCACACUUAUCCGGUGUCAUCUAUUCAAAGACCACCGACCAGGAGUUCACCGUGGAACGGAGGACCCGGCGGGCAGAACUCAAAGUGGACGCAUGACAUGUACGAGCAAAUCGCACAUGAGCCAGAGAGGAACCGGAAACGGUUUAACCUAUACGGAGAAACACUUGAAGCUGUUGAUUGA